AUGGCCAACAAGCUGGCAGGCCUGGGCAAAACCCUGCUGCGCCGCCGGGCUUUAGACUGCUCCGGCGAGGAGACCCGUUUCGCCCGCUGCCUGUCCACCUUGGACCUCAUUGCCCUUGGCGUGGGCUCGACACUCGGCGCCGGCGUCUACGUCCUCGCGGGCGAAGUAGCCAGAGAAAAGGCAGGACCAGCCAUUGUGCUCUGUUUCCUCAUCGCUGCCCUCUCCUCUAUGCUGGCGGGGCUCUGUUACGCUGAAUUCGGCGCCCGGGUGCCCAAGACAGGCUCAGCGUACCUUUACAGCUACGUGACAGUUGGAGAGAUCUGGGCCUUCAUCACAGGAUGGAACCUCAUCCUCUCCUAUGUGAUCGGUACUGCCAGUGUGGCGAGGGCAUGGAGCUCGACCUUUGACAACUUGGUGGAACAGAAGAUCUCGGGGUUUUUUAAAGCUUCCAUGGCAAUGAAGGUCCCAGGACAAGUCCUGGCAGAGUACCCCGACCUGUUUGCCCUUAUCCUGGUCCUUUUGUUGACUGGGCUUCUGGCGUUUGGCGUGAGCGAGUCGGCGUUGGUGAACAAGAUCUUCACUGGUAUCAACCUGGUGGUGUUGGGUUUUGUCAUCAUCUCUGGCUUUGUUAAAGGAGACGCAGCCAACUGGAACCUCACAGAGGACGACUACACACACUACCUCAAUAGCACCAACUCAACCCGGCCUACGAAUAACGCUGAAUUCGGCGUAGGCGGUUUUGCACCAUUUGGUCUGAGUGGGAUUCUGUCUGGUGCCGCCACCUGCUUCUAUGCCUUUGUGGGCUUUGACUGCAUUGCAACAACAAGUGAGGAAGCUAAGAACCCCAUGCGUUCCAUACCUAUUGGCAUCGUGGCGUCUCUGCUGAUCUGCUUCUUCGCCUACUUUGGCGUGUCGGCAGCUCUCACCCUGAUGAUGCCCUACUACCAGCUUAACACCCAGAGCCCUCUGCCUGAAGCGUUCAGCUAUGUGGGCUGGGCCCCUGCCAGAUACAUAGUGGCUGUCGGAUCUUUGUGCGCCCUCUCCACCAGUCUCCUGGGCUCUAUGUUCCCAAUGCCCCGGGUCAUCUACGCCAUGGCGGAGGACGGCCUGCUGUUUAGAGCUCUGUCCAGGAUGAACACUCGCACCAAGACCCCACUCCUGGCAACCAUCGUGUCUGGCAUCGUUGCAGCCCUGAUGGCCUUCCUGUUUGACCUGGCAGCUCUGGUUGAUCUCAUGUCCAUUGGAACGCUGUUGGCCUACUCACUAGUGGCCAUCUGUGUCCUUAUCCUAAGGUACCAGCCUGGCAGCCUGACCUCGUCCAGCCAGACGGAGAAGCUGGUGGAGCUGGUGGGAGGAGAGAAGGUGGCUGUGAGCGGAGGGGACAGCGGCGACGAGUACGGCAUGGAGACAGAGGACAGGCCGCUCCGAGAGAGCUUCACCGUCAAGCUGCUCUUCAGCCCCAGCGGAAAGACGCCGACGCAGACCUCUGGGAACAUCGUCUACGCUACCACAGCUAUUAUCUCGAUUUUCAUCACUGUGCUGUGCGUGGUGUUGGCCAACUUUCUCACACAGCUGCUGGCUGGUCAUCCGGUCACCGUGACAGUAUGUGCCAUUUUGACUUUGAUCUGCAUCGUUUGUGUCGUCAUUAUCUGGAGACAGCCUGAGAGCAAAGAGGCGCUCACCUUCAAGGUCCCUCUGCUCCCUUGGCUGCCUCUGUUCAGUGUGUUUGUCAACAUCUACCUCAUGAUGCAGCUCGACAAGGCAACAUGGUGCCGUUUCACUGUCUGGAUGGCUAUCGGUUUUGCCAUCUACUUUUUCUACGGUAUUAAGAACAGCAGUGAGGCCAGCAGCAGCUCAUCCCCACGCAAAUAUGAGCCUGCACUGCAGAGCAAGAGCCCAAUCUACAGGGGGGCUCCUGACGACAGUGACGUGGAAGGGGGCAGCAGCCCCUGAUACAGACUGAUGCAGACCUGGGGGUGUUGUAGGAUCUGGACUUCACUGUGGCGGCCAGCUGCUGCGGCGUAGGCAGCCUGCAACACAGGCCUGGGCCGACCUGCAGAAGACGCUCAAACACCACACAUCUUACCUCUGAUUUGGAGGCUGAUUAACUUGAUGGCUAGACACUGUGACAGAGCUGGUUCUUGGCAAGUGUGUCUGUUUUAAUCUGUUUGUUUGUAUCUGGCCUUAGCCCUAGAGUCUGGAGAUAUUUACCUGCCUAUAACAAAAUGCUUUGACUGGACCUAACUAUGAGCACUGUUAUACUUGACGCGUUUUUGGUCAUCUGAACCUGUCGUUAACAUCAGUAGAGAAAUAUUAUCGGCUGUUUUGUCUUUGCCUCCUCUCUGUUAUCGCUGCUCUGUGGCUGUGUGUGGAGCCAUGUGGCCACUAGUGGUAAAUAUGAACUACAAGAUCACUGAAGCAUUGGCUUGAGCCAGUGAGUUUAUCCAUGUCAAGACCAGAGAAUCAAUGAGCUAGACAUCAAACCGCCUGAAGGAGCGUGAUAUUACGAGCACGAGGCACCGGGCCCGGUGGUAGACAUGAAGAAAAUUGAUUCCCUGUUAUGAAUUGCUACAGAUUGAAUAUGUCUAGCUUAUUGAUCCUAGUUCAGCUGUACCAGCCUGUCUGUUUAUGUGUCUGCUGUGUGUGUAUACAGGGUAGCAUUGUGGCUGUGAGGUUUACAAACUUAGUCAGAGCCUCAGUGCACUUAGGUCAAUAGCACAUGGUAAAUGUUUAUGUAAUGUAUGCCAUGUGGUUGUGUGUCUGAGCCUGAGGUAUGCUUUGCAGAUUUUUAUUUUUAUUUUUUUGAGCACAUCCUUUCCUGGCCCCCUUUUCCCAGAGCAGAGCCAUACAGUAUAUUGACAGCUACUGUACCUUGAAGUAAUGCACCAGGAUCUGUAUUAUGAAGAUUGAAAUGUCAGACAAUAGAUAAUGCAGAAGUGACUGUAUAUUGACUACAUAUUGUCAGUAUGGAUAAACGCAAUGUAAAACGUAAUUUAACUGGCAUUAAUGCGGUAUGAAAUUCUCUAUCAUAAAUUGCCCAUGGUGCUUGUUUGUGCUGGAUAUCAACUGGGCUGAAAAUGUAUUUGCAAGCACGUCUAAUUCCUGGCAUUUCUUUAAACCUAUCACCAGAUAGGUUAACUGCACCUGUCAGUCACAGGAAGCUACACAAAAUUGACACUCAGUUGAUAGCUGCUGUUGGGUGAAAUCCAGUUUUCUCCAAAAAAGUGUCAGCUGUUGACUGCCAGUGAAAACAGCCUUGCCUUUAGUGUGACGACAGUGCGUUUCCCAGCUUAUCCAGUGGGGAUUUGAAAAGGUUCGAUCAGCCCAAGGGACGCUGAACUUCUUGUCAAACCCACAGAAAGCCACGUAAUCCUUCAGGUGAAGUUUUAAAUAUGGAAAUCGCCACAGCUAGGAGUUAACGCGGGGUUCACCCAAAGACACUUUGCUCGUGGUCUUUGUUGUAUUGGCCAACUUAGUAAACUGCAUCCAUUAGGCAUUCCGCGCAAGUUUAAAAAAAAAAAAAAAAAGUGCUUGGGAAUACCCAUUUGCACAUACCUGGCUGGAUAGAAGUUUUAUCCAAAGAAUAGAAAUGAAAAAGUCUGUAUGGAUGUUAAAAUCAUCUCAUGUAGUUAAAUUUUCUACUUUCUGAUUUACAUGGACACACGAGUCUGUCUGCUUCAAAUGUUUCACAUGGCUAUACCUAGAUUUUAUUAUUAUUAUUAUUAUUAUUAUUAUUAUUAUUUUUCAGAUAUGACACGGUGUGAUAGAGACACUUAGAAAGCUCAUAGAUGGCUUGAUCUUACUCGCUAGCGUGGCUCCCUGUAAGCAAUGUAAUUCCUUUCUUUGUACCUGUUACCUCACGAGCAAAAAUGCAACAAAGGGAGGUGAAGGAAACAUUGAAAGAGAAGGAACAAGGCAUUUACAAAUUCAACUCAAACAGAUUUGUUUCUCACAAAUCUGCCACCUGCACGCCAGUGUCUUGGAUCUGGGAGCCGGGGGUGUGUUCCUGUACAAGCGCCCGUUUAUCAUCACUAAUGUAUCUUCAACUUUAGGGGGGAGUUUUAUUGUGAAAAGACCUUGUUUUUUCACAAAGGUUUUUGUUUAGUUUCCAUUGAAACUUGUCCUUGGCAGCUUUGUCUGUUGAGCUCAUCAGUUCUUUUUUUUUUUUUUUUUCUUUUACUGUUUCAUUUACUCAUUCUGUUAGAACUGUUAAUAUUUAAAUGGUUGUAGUGUUCUGAGAUGUUUUUCCUUAUGUUCAGCCUUUUCAUUUAAAUUUAUAAUCAAUAUUCUGUGUAGAUGUUGAACUUUAUUAAUGUAUUUUAAUUGUUACAUGUACAGAUUUUUUUUUUUUUUUUUUAGAGUACUAAUGAUUUUGGUCCCCCUUGUUGGUUUCAUUGUUGUUUCUGUUGCAAAUCUCUUGCAUCAACAGAUUAUUUAGCCUGGUUUGUCGUGAUCCUGCCUGACCAAAUGAACAUGUAUUUUUGGAAAGAGAGCUUUCCAUAAGAAAGAAUGACCACUAAAAGAUGGUCUCUAAAUUGUGUACAUUUUUACCCCGAUUUUCACUGGAGUCAAUAGGAUAAUUUAUGUUAAUAGCAUAUUUUUGUGAUUUUUUUUUUUCUGUAGUACAGUGCUUUACUGUAGAUUGUACAGUAUGUGUAUAACUGUAUCUUUAUUUGUAUAAUGCUGUAAAUUAUACAAAUGCACACUUCCUUUUUAAGCAUAAUAUCAACUAUCAUUUGGUGAGAUGUUCUUUGUAAAUUACACUUUAAGGCUUUUCAUCUGGCAGUGGAUGUUGCUGGUAACUUUAGUCCCCUCCUUGCUGGCUUUUCUUGUGGAUAUGAAGAAACCGUUAUGGUGUAAGCAGUAUGGAAGCAUUUCUGCAGAUGCAUAAAUUAAAUGUCCCUUAAGAUCUUCUUACUGCUAUUCCCGCCAGGCAAAUGAUCCGCCUCUGCUACAGCGCCAGGCUUCACAUAGCUCCUUAAGCGGCUUUGAAAAGGGUGAAGAAAAUAAUUGCGGAGAAGGGAGGUAAAGGUAUAUUUGGAUUCAGUGUUUUUGUAAGACUCCCAUCUCAGAAAGCGGUGCCUAAAGAAUCAUCCGUCUGCCUCAGAAAGGCACCGGGGCUGCUACAACAAGAUGGGACUUGAGUCGAGUCAUAUCAAAGUCGUUCCAAAUCCUCGCUGAGCCACCAGUGCUCUCCGAGGGGAAUGUUGCACUUGUGACACUUUGUUUGUGAGUCAGUCACAGUCGCUGUGUUUCACAGAUGAGUGUUUAGAAGGCCUGGUGGUGCGGCUGUGACUCAUGUCUGACCAAGAACUCUCUCCCCAGCCCUUGUGCCUUUUGAAAAUCAAUACCUUAUCAUCUGCCCUCUCAGUGCUUAUUAACAGCAACAAUCUAUUUUUGUCUCUUUCCGUUUUAUAUCUUGUAAAUAUGGCUGUCAUGUAUAAAACAAGCUGUAUUUUCAAUGUUGUCUUUUUUUUAAAAUAAAACAAUGAUUCGUGCUUAUAACAGAUUGAAA
Messenger RNA from Myripristis murdjan (pinecone soldierfish), 5515 nucleotides. It is a transcript of the gene slc7a3a, whose product is annotated as solute carrier family 7 member 3a. The transcript has 11 exons. The record is from RefSeq and is a predicted model, not a curated record. Bases 1 to 1953 code for a protein of 650 amino acids. Lineage: Eukaryota; Metazoa; Chordata; Actinopteri; Holocentriformes; Holocentridae. Gene Ontology annotation, molecular function: amino acid transmembrane transporter activity. Gene Ontology annotation, cellular component: plasma membrane. Gene Ontology annotation, biological process: amino acid transport; transmembrane transport.